GCACGCAAUACGUACAGCGUAACGCACGUUUGGGUCUAGGAGCGCCAUUGGAAGUUUGUAGAGGGUUAGAUAUUUUAAGAUUAAUAGCAAAAAAUGAUAUUCAACCCGUGUCCUUAAAUGGCACAUAAUGCUGUUGUUGCAUAUUAGAGACGGUCACUCAGUUCGGGCUUUUAUCCGCGCUUAAACUGCUGUUGUUUUUGCUCUUUCUUAGCUCACUGUAGCCACAAAGCUAACGUUAUUAGCAGCACUGCUAAGCCCAAGUUCCAUUCAUUCUUUGUAGCCAUAAUGUUAGUGUAGUCCCAGCUAACGGUGUGUGUGUGUGGGUGUGUGUGUGUGUGUGUGUGGGAAACGUAUGUUAGGUAUGGUAGCAAACUAGCUGUUGCUUCACACAGCGGGGUUAGAACUGUCACAUGCAGCAGACUGGCUGUUUGCUACAGCACUGCAUUAGAUAACACCGUCGUUAACGGAGAUAACCUAGCAGCUAACGUAGUAACAACAUUAAUAGUUGACCCUGUCCUUUGUUACAGCCAGUUAAGUUGUCUCUAACGUUCCUGGUCAACCUGACCCGUCAUGUAUCGUCCUAAACCAACUCUGAAAGACCGACAGCACCUCUACAAACUCAUCAUAAGCCAGCUGCUCUAUGAUGGAUACACCAACAUCGCCAACAGUCUCAUCAACGAGGUGAAACCACAGACUGUGGUGUCCCCCUCUGAGCAGCUGAUGCAGCUGGCAAAGAUAGGGAUGGAGAAUGACGACAGUGCUGUGCAGUAUGCCAUCGGCCGCUCAGAUACAGUGGCACCCGGUGUGGGUAUUGAUCUGGAAUUUGAUGCUGAUGUCCAGACCAUGUCUCCAGAGGCAUCAGAGUAUGAGACCUGCUACGUGACAUCCCAUAAGGGUCCGUGUCGUGUGGCUUCGUACAGUCGUGACGGCCAGCUGAUCGCCACAGGCUCUGCUGACGCUUCCAUCAAGAUCCUGGAUACGGAACGCAUGCUGGCCAAGAGUGCCAUGCCUAUUGAGGUGAUGAUGAAUGAGACAGCGCAGCAAAACAUGGAGAAUCACCCCGUGAUUCGAACGCUGUAUGACCACGUAGACGAAGUCACCUGCCUCGCCUUCCAUCCGACUGAACAGAUUUUAGCUUCCGGCUCAAGAGAUUACACCCUCAAACUCUUUGACUACUCUAAGCCCUCUGCAAAAAGAGCAUUUAAAUAUAUACAGGAGGCAGAAAUGCUGCGCUCAAUCUCCUUCCACCCGUCAGGCGACUUCCUACUGGUAGGAACGCAGCACCCUACGCUCCGCCUCUACGACGUCAACACCUUCCAGUGCUUCGUGUCCUGCAACCCGCUGGACCAGCACACAGACACCAUCAGCGGCGUCAGCUACAACCCCACCGCCAACAGCUACGUCAGCUGCAGCAAGGACGGCAGCAUCAAGCUGUGGGACGGCGUCUCUAACCGCUGCGUGACCACCUUCGACAAGGCCCACGACGGAGCCGAGGUCUGCUCCGCCAUCUUCUCCAAGAACUCCAAGUACAUCCUGUCCAGUGGCAAAGACUCCGUGGUCAAACUGUGGGAGAUCUCUACAGGCCGGACACUGGUCAAGUACACAGGUGCGGGGCUGAGCGGGCGCCAGAUGCACCGUACACAGGGCGUGUUCAACCACACGGAGGACUACGUGCUGCUGCCGGACGAGCGCACCAUCAGCCUGUGCUGCUGGGACUCGCGCACGGCCGAGAGGAAAAACCUGCUGUCUCUGGGACACAACAACAUCGUCCGCUGCAUCGUCCACUCACCCACCAAUCCCGGCUUCAUGACCUGCAGUGACGACUUCAGGGCCCGCUUCUGGUACCGCCGCACCACCACAGACUGAGAAACGUCUGGCCCUCCCCCCCCCAAACAGGACACUGGACUGUUUCCUUGACCUCACCGUCAUCUCUGAUCUGUGGUGUCUUUCAUUUUUAGUUCAUUUGAAACUGCAGUGGAAUUUGAGACAGUACAUAAGAAAGUUUUCAUUGCACCAUCGAAAGAGUAAAGAGCGGGGGCACUCUUCCUACACGUCUUCUCUUUUUGGUAACAACGUUUUGUGAACUUCUUUCACUGCUUGGAAACUUUUGUAACUCACAUCUCUCUCUGUGUCUCAAAUGACGGCGGAAUUGGUUUGUUGUCUUUUCCACUUUUAUAUUUUGUCGAUGUCCUUUUGUUGUAAUUCAGAUUUUUAUUAAACAAUGAAUAGGAA
Molecule: messenger RNA, 2232 nt
Organism: Dicentrarchus labrax (European seabass)
Lineage: Eukaryota; Metazoa; Chordata; Actinopteri; Moronidae
Gene: cstf1
Product: cleavage stimulation factor, 3' pre-RNA, subunit 1
Exons: 5
Coding region: 571-1866 (431 amino acids)
Biological process (GO): mRNA 3'-end processing
Cellular component (GO): mRNA cleavage stimulating factor complex
Molecular function (GO): protein binding; RNA binding
Source: RefSeq, a predicted model, not a curated record